AUGCUUGAAGUCGGCUCGCUGAGCACACGAAACGCCUGUUCACUCAGUGGCUUGUUCGAUAUGGUACACAUUGAUCUCAACAGCCAGGAACCUGGAAUCGAGCAACAGGACUUCAUGAAGAGGCCGCUGCCCGAAGAUGACUCCCAGAAGUUCGACAUCAUAUCGCUGAGCCUCGUGGUCAAUUUCGUUCCCGAUGCGGCGACUCGCGGUCAAAUGUUGGAGCGUACGCUGUCCUUCUUGCGCGCGACCCCUUCAGAAGACCAGGCAGCACCAUUCGAGGAUUUCUUCCCUUCAUUGUUCCUCGUCUUGCCCCGGAGCUGUGUCGACAACUCUAGGUACUUCACUGAGGCUAGGCUGGAAGCCUUAAUGGGGACAUUGGGAUUUGCCAAGAUCAGCGGCAAGACGACGCAGAAAUUGGCAUACAGUCUCUGGAAAAUGGGAGGCACGCCUAACAAUAGUGCUAAAUUCCCCAAGAAGGAAAUCAAUCCGGGGAAGACGAGGAACAAUUUUUUCAUCACGCUCGAUAGAUCAACGAGUUGA
Messenger RNA from Emericellopsis cladophorae, 540 nucleotides. RefSeq lists its product as uncharacterized. Lineage: Eukaryota; Fungi; Ascomycota; Sordariomycetes; Hypocreales; Bionectriaceae. Gene Ontology annotation, cellular component: nucleolus. The transcript has a single exon. Gene Ontology annotation, molecular function: rRNA (adenine) methyltransferase activity. The coding region runs from base 1 to 540 and encodes 179 amino acids. The record is from RefSeq and is a predicted model, not a curated record.